Thrips palmi is the source of this 7456-nucleotide messenger RNA. RefSeq names its product histone-lysine N-methyltransferase NSD2 (gene NSD). The coding region runs from base 303 to 6275 and encodes 1990 amino acids. Gene Ontology annotation, cellular component: chromatin; nucleus. The record is from RefSeq and is a predicted model, not a curated record. Gene Ontology annotation, molecular function: histone H3K36 methyltransferase activity; protein binding. The transcript is spliced from 19 exons. Gene Ontology annotation, biological process: regulation of DNA-templated transcription. NCBI's taxonomy places the organism in Eukaryota, Metazoa, Arthropoda, Insecta, Thysanoptera, Thripidae.
AGUAAACAGCCCUAACCUCCAAAAGCAGAUUGGUGUGUGAACGGGGUUUGAUGCGCGCGGUACGCGGGAAAGUAGUGUUUCAAUUUGAUACUUCUGUGGCUGCUGGAAUAGAUAACGACAAACGUUUGUUGUGAAAACUUCAUGUACAGUCAACGCACUUGUAUCGUUGAGAUACUUUCCGAGCAAAGCACAAAAUGUCUGCCAAGAUAGUUUUACCUCGCUGUGUGCUGACAUAUAUCCUUUGAAAAUAUAAUUGCUGACGGACAAAUCUGUUAUCAUUGAGCUUUUCCAAAGCUUACAUUAUGGAUGUGGAUAUAGAUGCCAAGAUUCGUGAGGGUGAGCUGAAUUCUGACAGCUCUAAAAUUGAAGAAGGAGAAGGAGAUGUUUCCAUGAAUGACAGUAAUAGCUUGAAUAACUCACAAAGUGACGAGGGUGAUGUAUUGCCUAAAGAAGAUGACAUGAAUACCUCAACCCAAUGUACCACAAGUUCUGAAAAAGCUAUUAUUGAUGGCGAUUCUGAGGCUUCAGGAGAUUUAAAUAAUAUUGACAAUGCUAAUCCCAAUGUCAACCCUGAUGGGUCUGAACUAAAGGAAACAUCCCAUGCAGACUCAAAUGGUGCAGUUGAGGGUCACCAAACUUCAGAAAGUACUGUUGAAAAUAGCUCAGCCCCAGCCAGCUCAAAAAAACGCAGACGAUCAAGUGCCCUGCAAAGGUUAGGUGUUGGUAGUCCUGAAGUAAUCAAUCGAAGCUCUGGCAGAACUCGAAAGCCAAAGCCUGACACUGAAGAUUUCCUUCCCACUGAUGCUGUUUUGGGGAAAUCCCCCAAAAAAGUGAAAAAGAGCAUUGAUAUUGUGCCUAGUCCUGAACCCAUGACAAAACCAGCCAAUGGAUCUUUAGAAGAUUCUGUUACUGAAGAAAAUGGAGCUGAAGAAAAUGGGACUGAAGAAAAUGGAUCUAGUGAUUUAACCAAUGACCUAAAAGCACCUGUUGAGAGUGUGGCAGUAUCAGAAGCAGUUGAUGGAGGACCUGUGGUAAAGUAUGAACCAGGUGAUCUUCUCUGGGGCAGAUUAGGUCACUAUCCAUUUUGGCCAUGUAUCAUUAUUCAUGAUCCAGUAGAACCCAUUUUUUACAAAAAAGAUGGACGAGGUCGUUUGACUUAUCAUGUUUUAUUCUAUGGAGACAAUGGCAAAAGAAGCUGGGUUGCUUCUACUUUGGUUUUGCAGUUUUUGGGUCUUCAAGACUUUGAGAGGCAAGCUGCUGCUGUUACUAGUGACAUGAAGAAGAAAGACCCCAAGUUCUAUCCCGGGUUUGUUAUCAAACCUUUCUUGAAGGCCAAGUGGAACAUUGCAGUGCGUGAAGCUGAAGAUGUAAUGACUUUGACAAGAGAUGAGAGGAUGGAUGCUUUCUUAGAGACCAUGCCUCAAAGGAAAGGCAGAAAGUCUAAGGUCUUUGAAGAUGACCAAGGAGCUGAUGAAAAAAAUGUAGAUGCCUCAGCUAAAGAGGGCAGUGCAGAGAGUGAAUUGUCUCAAAGUCCGACUCCAGGCAAGAAGAAGAAAUUAGCUCCUAAACCUGAAUCACCUUCAACUGAAAAGAAAAAGCGAGGGCGCCCAAGAAAAAUUCAAGAGAACCCUGAUGAAUUGGAAGCAGGUACUCCAGAACCUGUUGCUAAGAGUACUCCAGGCCCUGGAAGAGGCCGCAAAAGGAAACUUCAGAUAGAUGCUGAAACAAUUCAGAGUUCUAAGGAUGAUCCAAGCUUUAAAAUUGGAUCAAAGAGGAAGAGAAAGAAGAAAAAGGAUAAGAAAGCUAAAGAAGAUAAAGCUUUUAGCAUUUUCUCUGAGAAACACUUGGAUCGUCUCCGUGAUGAUCAACCAGAUUGGUCAGAAGAAGACGCUUUGAAAUGUUUAUCUCUUCUUUGGGAUCAGAAAGAUGAGGAAGAAAAAAUGGACUUCAUCCGUUUAGUGGCCUCAGAUGAUGUGUCUGAAGAAGAAUCUGAAUCUGAAGAUGAAGAAAUUGAGAAAGAAGAUGACAGUGAGCAAGAUGACACUGUUGAGGAGGAAGUUGCUACUGUUCAAUCUGCCAAUGCUGCGAAGGAGUCAGAUGAUGACGACCCAAUUUUGUCAAUACUUAAUAAAAAGAUUAACCUGUUCAAAGGAUACAGGAUGGAACGAGUUUGUCAAGGCUGUGAAAAGCCAGGUAAAACUGUCAAGUGCCGUGGACCUUGUGCUGGGGUGUUCCACAUAGAAUGUGCCCGUGGAGCAGAUAAUUGUGUAGGUCAAUUCAGUUUGGUUGAAGAUGCAGAGAUCAAACCUAAGAAACGUGGCAGGAAGAAGAAAGAAUUGGCAUUGGAAACUAAUGAUGUAAUAGAAACUCCCAAGACUAAAGCUAAUUCUCGCCACAAGAAGAUUUAUGCUGAUGAGGAAACUGAUAGCGAUUUGGAUUAUGCUGAUGGAGAGGCUUUGCCUGAAGUCUGUGACGAAGAGGCCGUCAUGCGUAUGAUUUUGGGAAAUGCCGCAGAACUACCGGAGGUGUCCUUUGUGAAUCAUUCACAGAGUGAGAGUGAAGUGGAGGAUGAAGAUAAUAUGGAAGACAAUACUGAAUUGUCAGAUGGCCCAUCCUCCACAAAUGUAGCCAAUAUUACAGAUUUUCGCUGUGGUGAUUGUGCUGUAUCAAGAACUCCCCUGUGCUAUGCCUGUGGACAAGCUUCUGUUCCAUCUGGAGAAGACAGUGUCCGAGUUCGCUGCUCUGUUGCUCACUGUGGGAAACACUAUCACAUUGAGUGCCUGAAAGUUCAAUGGCCUCAGACAAUUUACAACCUCAACAAGGGUGUUGUUCAUAACAUAACCUGCCCUCAACAUGUAUGCCACACAUGUGUAUCAGACAACCCCAGGGACAACAAAGGCCGAUUUGUACAUGAGAAGUUAGUGCGGUGCAUUCGAUGCCCUACGUCCUACCAUUAUGGUAAUUAUUGUGUUCCUGCUGGUAGUAAAAUUUUAACUGCAACACAAAUAAUUUGUCCAAGGCACUAUGAACCACCUAAGAAAGGGAAUCAUCACAUUAAUGCGUCUUGGUGUUUCAUCUGCUCCGUUGGUAAUUUCUUUUGGAAAUCAUCCUUUGUCACCACCACACCACCAAUAGUGGGCUGCAACACUAAUCCUGUCUACUUUGCAGGUGGUUCUUUGAUCUGUUGUGAUCUCUGCCCUACAUCCUUCCAUGUUGAUUGCCUUAAGAUCAAACCACCUACCGGGGAUUACAUUUGUGAGGACUGUGAAACUGGUAGAUAUCCAUUGUACAAUGAAGUUCUUUGGGUGAAACUUGGUCACUACCGGUGGUGGCCAGCUUUGUCCCUGUUUCCUACUGAGAUCCCUGACAAUGUGGAAAAUCUUCCGCACAGAAUGGGUGAAUUUGUUGUCCGCUUUUUGGGAACUAAUGACCAUUAUUGGAUAGAACGAGGACGCUGUUUCAUGUACCAUGAAGGGGACUGUGUGGGAGAGAAAAAGACCACCAAUAAAUCAAACAUGGAAAAACUUUAUCAAAAGGGAGUACUUCAAGCAAAUGAAUUGCACAAAGAUCACAAAGAAUUGCGAAAAAAGAUUCAGUCUCAGGUUAAAAUUGCACCACCAUUGAAACCUCCUCAAUAUGUGAAGAUCAGAGUGAACAAAGCUGUGGGCAAUGUCAAAAUUGUUGAAGUGGACACAUCUACUAUUUCUCCCUGUGAAUGCAACCCAAAUUCAGAUCAUCCCUGUAGUCCAGAUUCUGAAUGUCUUAACAGGAUCUUGAUGGUUGAAUGCGAUCCCAACACUUGUCCGGCUGGAGAGAAGUGUGAAAAUCAAUACUUUGAGAAACGUAUUUAUCCAUCUCUUGCGCCUUGCUUCACUGAUGGAAGGGGUUGGGGCCUAAAGAUCUUAGAAGACAUUCCUAAAGGCACCUUUGUAAUAGAAUAUGUUGGAGAAGUGAUUGAUGAUGAGGAGUAUCAGAAGAGGCUGCUCAAGAAGCAUGAAGAGAAAGAUGAAAACUACUACUUCCUUACCAUUGACAGCACACGAAUUAUCGAUGCUGGUCCCAAGGGAAAUGUCUCAAGAUUUAUGAACCACUCAUGUCAGCCUAACUGUGAAACUCAAAAGUGGACUGUUAUGGGAGACACAAGAGUUGGCCUCUUUUCUCUUUGUGACAUUCCUGCCGGCACAGAACUAACUUUUAACUACAAUCUUGAGAGUAAAGGAAAUGAAAAGAAACCUUGCAUGUGUGGUGCACCCAUUUGCUCCGGUUUCAUUGGGGCAAAGAAAAAUAAAGCACCUCUGACAGAUUCCAAAGAACCAUCAUCAGGAAAGAAGAAACGAAGAAGACCAAGAGUUCGUAAUUUUAUUGAAGAUAUUUGCAUGCUUUGUGAUGCUGGGAAAGAAGUUGCAGCAUUGGUGUCCUGUAUCAAUAAGGAAUGUGCUUCCAAGUAUCACUUGGCUUGUCUUGGACUUGCAUCUCAUCCUCUAGGCAAGUGGCUUUGUCCUCGACAUCAAUGUAAUGUUUGCCAGAAACGAACUCAACAAUGGUGCAGUUACUGCACAGAGUCUUACUGCCCCGCUCAUUACGAAGACAAUUUGGUUAAUGAUCCUCUUCAUGGUCAUAUUUGUGAAGUUCAUCAAAAGAACCCACUUUCUAAAGAUCACCUGAAGACUAAGCGCGAUGAACAACGGAAGCUGAUGGAGGAAGAAAAGAGGAAGGUGGAUGAAGAGAAGAAGAGACAGUAUGAAGAGGAGCGAGCCCGACGUCGCAGUCGCAGAGCACUAAUUUCCAAUGAGGAGGAGACUGUGGAUGAUUCGUUCAGUGAAGGUUCAGCUCUGGGAGAUAAUGAUAUUCCUCUAGAUGUUAAAAGAGAUUCAACUGAUGAAAAGGUGGAUGACAAAGAAGUGUCUAAGGGGAAGAAUGGGCAACUGAGAACAUAUUCUAAAGCUGACAACCAACCCUCCUCUGCCAAGAAGACACCCAAAGCCAAGGUUGCAUCUGAAAUUAAGGAUGCCAGUCCAGUUCCCUCUCGAAGAGGCAGAAAGAAAAAGAUCGUUCCUGUUGAAGAUGAUAGCCUCCAUCUGACAGGGGAAAGUAACACGGUAGCACUUAAAAAGGAGCCUCAAUCAAUUGAAGAUGACCUGAAGGAAAUUAAAAUGGAGCCAAAUUCCGUUGAAGAAUCUCAGAUAAGUUCAUCUCACAGUAAUGAUGCAGCAAAAGAUGACAUUCCUGAUGCAGAUCCAACCCUUGACAAAUUCAUUUUAGCUCCUUUACCCAUGGAUGAUUCCCCUGAGAGUUUCUCCAAGAAGAAAAGGAAGAAAUCGAAUAGCCCUAAAUCCAUUGAUAACGCUCCUCCUAAUGAAGCUUCACCUAGUUCUGUAACAAAGAGGAAAAGGAAACCCCCUGUUCACAAUAUGGAUUAUGUUAAUUCGCAGAGCUUAAACCUCAAGAGGUCUUAUGGGGACUCAACACCUGAUAGACCAAGCUCAAUCAAAAAACUUUAUCCAAAGAAGCCAAAAGAAACAAAUUUUGAUAAGAAUGGAUUGGUGGAUGAACUUGAAGAUAUAGCUACAGGAUUUGCAUCUGAUGAUAGUCAAGAAAGCCCACAGAUUAAAUUUAAGAAGAGUGGAGGAAAAGGAAGACUGAGUCUAAAUCAUGUACGAUCUCACACGGCAGACAGCACAACAGGUGAUAUACCUGACACUUUUUCCAAGGAUAAAAAUGGCCCUUAUGUUUCUCCAAAGAAGUUAAAAUCCCCUGUUACUCCCGCUACACAUUUGUCACCUGGGAGUCCAGUAAAGUUGUCAGCUGCCAAAAUAUUUGCCAUGCAAAGAGCAAAGGGGUUGAAAGUUAUGCCUCCGAAUCGGCGGCUCUCAUCGGCCCGAGAGCAGGCUCUAGGAUCCCGCUUAAGUGACGAAGCAGAUGAAAGAGUGGAGAGGUCAGGAAAAGGCUUGAAGGUAAUGAAGGGUCGUCGCUUUUCAGCUGAAAGCAACGCUGAGGAUAAGAAAACAGAAAACUUGCAUGGGGAAAGCCCUCAAAGCGGUGUUUCUAAAAAAGUUAGACCUGUUUUGUCCAAAGUGGAGGACAAUGCUGUUAGUGUAGAAGAUGAUGUGGAAGAUAAGACCUUGGAAAACGGCGUGUUACCACCUGCCAGACACCUUCAGUCUCACCCUAUGCAGAGUCCACCAAGUAAGAGAAUAAGAGAAGCUUCCCCCAAAAAGUCCACUAUCGGUGUUUGUUCUCUGUGGAACCAAGAUAUAUUGAAUAUUAUGAAGUAAAAUGUUACUCUUCGCUGUUGUAGUGUUAAGACCUUUUUUUCACUUAACUUAAAGAAUUUUUUUAGUCAUGAAGUUUCUAAAAGUACAUUCUCUUAGUGUUUAUAAGUUCCUCUAUCAAAUUUACAAGUACCUACUAUUUGCAUUUUGGUUUAUGCGAGUGAUUGCAAAUUUUGAAGUUUCACAACGCCUAUUAACAUAUUUUAAUCUUUAGCCAUUUCUAUUGUGGCACUUUUAAUGGUUAGUACAAGUACCCAAGUGAUUUUUUUUUUUUGUCAUUUUAUUUCAAGAACUUGAUUCUCAUUCUACUAUUUUACAAAAUAUUUUUAAAUUAAACUAAUGAAAGAGACUCGUUAUGGGCUGAAGUGAUUUGCUUUGUGUGAUUUAGCAUUUCCCCCUUUUUUGUUUGUCAUUCCACCAAAGAAUAUGGUUGAUGUAGAUUAUUUUAGUCAACAGAAAUUUGUUACUUAUCAUUUCCUGGUGUUUGUUGUUUUACCUCUUAGCUUCUUAAGGCUGGCACACAUUCCUGACAUUGACAAGUGUUGGCCAAACUCACUCUUUGUUCUGCAUUUCUCUGCUCCAUGGCUUUGUGACUUCAUUCUUUAUCAUUCCCUGUCCAAGUUAUUUCACAUAUGUUCAUAUCUGGAAGUUUUAUUUUUAUGAAGUGCUUAGUAUUAAUAAAGAUAAGGACAACUAUUAAAUGUUACCAAAAGAAUGUGCCUAUCGCCCUAAUGGUUUGAUUUUUUUAUUCAAGUAACUUUUAAGAGGUAAGAAACUUUGCAAAGUAUUGCCUCUGUCUGUACAUAAUACUUAGGUAUUGCUGUCUGUACAAUGAAUGGCUUUACUGUGUACUCUAUGUAAUGUAACAAGGUUUUUGUUUUGUUGUUGGCUAAACAUGAACUGAUUUCUCAUAAUCUCUUGUCAUGUUGGUUUUAAAAAGAAACCUUAGCAGUAUUCUCAGGUACUUGAAAUUGUUAAAUUUAAAUCAAAUCAGAUGAAUAUUUUUAACCUUGGGACAUGCAUCAAUGCCAUGUGCACAAUGUUUAAACAAAUCAGUUGAUAAAAUGUAUUGAUUUCUGAACCAAUUAUUUAUUUGAUUUGUUUUAUGUCUGGUCAUGACAAUAGAUUUUUACAAAUAGUUGUUGCCUUAUGUAUUCAGCAAAUAAAUAAACUCAUGAAAUGUA